Gracilinanus agilis (Agile Gracile Mouse Opossum) is the source of this 822-nucleotide messenger RNA. RefSeq names its product ATP synthase F1 subunit delta (gene ATP5F1D). The record is from RefSeq and is a predicted model, not a curated record. Gene Ontology annotation, biological process: proton motive force-driven ATP synthesis. The coding region runs from base 116 to 637 and encodes 173 amino acids. The transcript has 5 exons. Lineage: Eukaryota; Metazoa; Chordata; Mammalia; Didelphimorphia; Didelphidae. Gene Ontology annotation, molecular function: proton-transporting ATP synthase activity, rotational mechanism.
GCAUUUCCCAGGUUCCCCUGCGCAGCCCACCUCUCCGUCCUUGGCCCAGCCAUCCGUUCGCCUGUUCCCUCAGGCCGAAUUCUCCGCUGUAGCUGCUGCCACCGCCGCCGUCGUCAUGCUGCCCGCAGCCCUGCUUCGCCGCUGCGUCCCCUGCCUGCUGCGCCAAGCCCGGACCCCGGCCCCUUUGGCCCGAACCUACGCCGAGGCUGCCCCGGCUGCUGCCGGAGCCGUCCCCGGCCAGAUGUCCUUCACCUUCGCCUCCCCGACUCAGGUAUAUUUCAAUGAGGCCAAUGUAAAGCAGGUGGAUGUCCCGACCCAGAAUGGGGCCUUUGGGAUUCUGGCUGCCCACGUCCCCACCCUCCAGGUGCUAAAGCCUGGUAUAGUGACCGUGCAUGCUGAAGAUGGCACCACCACCAAGUAUUUCGUGAGCAGUGGUUCCAUCACGGUGAAUGCGGAUUCUUCUGUGCAGCUGCUGGCAGAAGAAGCUGUGUCCCUGGACAUGCUGGACCUGGGGGCUGCCAAAUCCAACUUGGAGAAGGCACACUCAGAACUUUCAGGAGCCUCCGAUGAGGCAGCCCGGGCUGAGGUUCAGAUCCGGAUAGAAGCCAAUGAGGCCAUCGUGAAGGCGCUGGAGUGAUCCGGGGAGGUGAGCCUUUGGGGUUGUCCCUGAGAUGGUGUUGACUGGCCUGCUCCGUGGAGUCACCUUGAGCUGAAGAGACCCGGAAGUAUCCAGGAAGGAGGAGCACACCUGCCCCCAAGACCCCUGCCUCCCCCCCCCUUCCUCCCUCCUUCCCCAGAGAGAGAUUAAAAACCGGAAAGGUC